AUGGGGAGUCUUCUCUCUCAGAUGUAUCCACCUGAGAUGAAACGAGUUAAAAUGGCUCACAUGAGUUCAGGCAAUGGUGUCGGCUUGGAACUUUUUCAAUUCAUUGAUCCACCAACACGACGUCCAAACACGACCAGUUUCGAAUAUUCUCGGGCUGGGUUGUUUCACAUUUGUGUGACAGAUCCUGAACCUGAAAAUUUGGUUCGUAGGAUUGUAGCGACAGGUGGCAAACAACUAAGUCCUGUUUUAACAGUAUUUCCUAGUGAGAUCUAUCAAGCUGUCUAUUGUCUCGAUCCAUUUGGAAAUCUUGUCGAAGUCAUGGCCACUUCUUACGAACGCCAGAUGAGUAAUCGAGAUCCUAAAGUGCCAAGUCAAAUGCGUGGUUCCACGAUCAUAUCUUCAUCAAAAUCAUAA
Rotaria sp. Silwood2 is the source of this 414-nucleotide messenger RNA. The record is from the annotation of a GenBank genome assembly. Lineage: Eukaryota; Metazoa; Rotifera; Eurotatoria; Philodinida; Philodinidae.